Molecule: messenger RNA, 3498 nt
Organism: Chelmon rostratus (copperband butterflyfish)
Lineage: Eukaryota; Metazoa; Chordata; Actinopteri; Chaetodontiformes; Chaetodontidae
Gene: ccni2
Product: cyclin I family, member 2
Exons: 7
Coding region: 317-1399 (360 amino acids)
Biological process (GO): mitotic cell cycle phase transition; regulation of cyclin-dependent protein serine/threonine kinase activity
Cellular component (GO): nucleus; cytoplasm; cyclin-dependent protein kinase holoenzyme complex
Molecular function (GO): cyclin-dependent protein serine/threonine kinase regulator activity
Source: RefSeq, a predicted model, not a curated record
UGUGCCGCUGACCCAGUUAUUUGGAUUAAUUAGCGCUCUUUUCGCCUCUUGUUUGAUUUGCUCGUUUUAAUAUAAUGCGGCUGCUUCCCGUGCACUCCCUCCACAACGCGUUUCUUCCCGAGGUGUAUUCUCAGACAGCAUCCGACUGUUGUUUGUUUGUUUGCAGCUUUCGGUGAAUAUGGACUAGUUGGUUGUUGGGGUGGGGGGAGAAAAAACAAAAGCGUAUAAAUGCACCUGCCGUCCAGGAGAUACCCUACCUUUGAGAUCGAACAGGUGCGUGUGCCCUGGGUGCAGCCUGGCCUCUGCUGUGGUGGCGAUGAAGAACCCAGUGGCCAUGGAGAGCCGUCGGCUGGUCGUCCUGCUGGAGGCGGCCCUGGUGAGGGAGGCUCGCCUCUGGAAGGUGCCGGUCUUCAAGAAUGGGUGCAUCCAGGGCGCUGACAUCUCUUCAUCCCAACACCAAGAAAUGAUCCUUUGGCUCGGAGACAUGAACAGGCUGUUCCAGUUCUGUCCAGAGACCUUUGCACUGGGAGUCUGCGUCCUCAACCGCCUGCUGUCCACUGUCAAGGCUCAACCAAAAUACCUAAAAUGCAUUGCUUUUACCUCACUGGUCCUGGCUGCCAAAAUCAAUGAGGAAGAUGAGGUAAUAGGCUCUGUUAAAGACCUGGUUGUGCAGAGCGGAUGCAACUUUUCAACAGCGGAGAUUCUUCGCAUGGAGAGGAUCAUUCUCGACAAGCUGCACUGGGACUUGUACACCGCAACACCAGUCGACUUCAUUCACAUAUUUCACGCCCUGCUCGUCUCCGGCCACCCUCACCUCGUUCCGUCCAUCGGGCUCGGCUCCGGCCGGGACCCGACGACAGACCCCGGCUUGCUCCCCGCCGGGCCGGGGCAUCAGAAGAGGCCUCCGGGCUUCCAGGUGGCGUUGUGGACCAGGCAGGUGCAGCACUGUAUGGCCUGCCACCAGCUUUGGCAGUUCAAGGGCUCCACGUUGGCCUUGGCCAUCAUCACUUUGGAGCUGGAGGCGCUCACGCCCGACUGGUUCUCCGUCUUCACCGACCUGCUGAAGAAAGCACAAGUUGACAGCGGCGAGUUCAUCCACUGCAAAGAGAUGGUGGACGAGUACCUGCACAGCCUGGAGUUCUCCCUGCCGGCCAACGCCGUCUACAUCUUGGACAGCGCCCAGAUCCAGGACGAGGAGCGAGCCUCGAGCCCCACGCAGCGCUUCAGGCAGGCCAGGAGGGGGCGGGGCGGCGGUGAGCAGGGGGACUGCGACGAUUAUUACGACGGUUUUAGGUGUUUGUACAACGAGGAGACGACUCCGGGAGCGGAGGGGAACGAUGCCGUGGGUGUGCAGAAAAACGUCUCGCCCUGCCCGCCGCUGCACCCCGCUGUCAAUUAGUCUGAGGUUUAUUCCCGCCGCCCACAAGUGCACAGUGCUCCCAUUUCACAGUGAGAAUGUUAGAAAUACUGGAACUCUACACAGGGUACUGAAGUAACUGACUGAAGCCUAGUCCAUACAUACACAAGUAUUUUCCAAAAUGUAGCUUUUUCUGUGUGUUUUGGCCUUUCCUCCAAACACAAAUGCAGAAAACAGAGCUUUCGGAAACUCCUUCCAGGGUGAAGAUGUUCAGAAACUCCACUUGCAGUGUUGACAAGUAAAGAACAGAGUCUUUGGCUUGUGAGCGCUUUGUUUGCAUGAGGAGAUUUUGUGCAACGGCGGACGUGGCCAAAAUAGUGCUGGCGCUAGCUUUGCUAACAGAACGUUUUAGAUGACUCCACUUUUAUCGAGGACCAGAGGCGUUAAAAUGCAUUAAGAGGGUCACUGCUACAUAAUCCAACACUCCCACGACACCGACCCCGCCGCCAACCUCGCUGGUUUUGGACCCAUCCGUGAACUUAGGAACCCCGCUGUGGCGAAGGCGGCCAGAAAUUUGCAAUCAUAAUUUAGAGGUUUGACCUCUCAUUGCAGGUAGUCUAAUGGCAGUAGCUUUUUUUUUCAGGUUGCUGAUUGGCCGACAUGGCUGUAGGGUUAGGGUUAUAUCGCCACCUGUUGGUUUUUCAUGCUCUUGCUUUUUUUCCCCAGCUUUUGGACAACAAAGGAACAAAUCCUUGUUCUGAGAAAUACCUGUGUACGUUUGGACCAGGCAUUGAAUCCAGGUGUUGCUCACCUGCCAUAACAUUUAAAGAUUGGCUGAAAACAUUUAAGAAAAGGCAGAGCCUUGUUCUCCUGAGAUCAGAUCUCCACUGUGCACUUGUCCACACCCAAAUGUGAAUCUGGAUGUGCGUUUGGAUCAGUGUUGGAGUUCACCUCUUAUUCUGAUGCCAUAACUCGUUCUCUGUGUUGGCAGCUGAGGAGAAAAUGUGGGCGUUUGGUCGAGCCCGACUGAAUUGAGAUAUGAAUGUUUCUCCUUGGUGCAGAGUUACUGGUCCAUUAAGUUCUCUACUUAUUAAUAAUGUCAUUUGCUUCUCCUUUUUAACCUACCUGUCCUUUACAUCCACCACAAAUCCUUUUAAGUUGGAGGUGAAGGAGAAGAAUUAGGCACUUGUGUGUGUUUUUUAUGAGAGUGGUUGAGGCCAAGAGUGUCUUUUUUUAUGUUUGAGAGUUGAUCCUGAUUUUGUUUGUGAGGUGUGUUGGUGCUCAGGUUCCCCCGGUAACCCAGCAUAGCACUUUGAGGUUAAGACAAGCUUUUUUUAAAUGCAAAUAAUUAUAUUUUUUCACAACCUUUAUUAUUUUAAUCUCUUACUUACUUGUACUAAACAUUUUUGUGCUGUGUUAAGUGUUUAUUUACCAGUUAUUUACAGAGGCUACAUUUUACAAAAGCUUUAAUUUCAUGACUUAAUGCUGCAAAUGUUUUUAUUUCAUUAAUCCUUUUGCUAGUGUUGAUUUUUGUUUUAUGUUACUGUUGUUACAUAUCAAACAAGAGCACCUUUGGGAGAUUAAUUCAACACUAAAGCUGAAUGAUAAAAAAAAAAUGGUUAUGAGAUUACCUGAUUAGUAAUCCAUCAUCAGUGUUCUCAUUUAAAUUUUCAAUAUUUUUUCUUAUUAACAUACUAAAUGAGGGCACCAAUAACUCCACAGAAUUGAUAUUGAAGUAUUGGGAUGAAAACGUCCUGUUUUUAUUUUGUAAAUACCUCCCCGUUCUGUCACAUCUGUUAGUUUCAUCAUGAUACUGACGUGUGACCUGAAACAGUGUCAAAAUAUUAUGUUUCAAUUUAGACUGUAUUUAAUGUUGGCUGAUACGUGAAUACAGUGGCCAAGCAGCCGAAGCCAACAGACUUUGAGUUUCCUCCUUUGACUCCAGGCUGCUGGUUAUAAUGUGAACUGAUUACUGUCUGUUUUCUCAACUGUCAAGUCUGCUUCGAUUCAUCCAGUCAAGCUGGAUGCAACACCAGUGACCAAUGUAAAGGUUUUAUUUUUGAUCAUUUUCCUCCAUUUACUGAGGCAGCUAUAUCUUAUUGUCUGAUCAACCACAGAAAUAAAGCUACGACUUCAAAAAG